AGAAAAAAAUUUGUUUGCAUAAAAUAGAGAAAGUUUAGAUUCCUACGGUUCUCUUUAUUCUAUGCACUAUUCUAUGCAUCAAUUAUGGUUCUAUUAUAAAUUUACGAGAACCACACUCAAUUUUUCAUCCUCAGCAAUCCCCUAGCAUCAUACAUACACACCUCUUGCAUCAACUCUUCAAUGGCAACCAACCACAAAAUGCCCUUCAUGCUUGAUAAGAAAGAAAUUGUACUCAUUAAACCCUCAAGUCCUACUCCUUCACAUGUUCUUUCCCUCUCCACCAUAGACAAUACUAACCACCUUGAAGUUCUUUGUCAAACCAUGCAUGUCUAUCAAGCAAACAUCAAAUACCCAAAUGGCAAUAAUAAUCAUGAGUCGAUUUUGAGUAGCCAUUCUGACCCAGCUUGUGUGAUCAAAGAAGCCCUCUCUAGGGUUUUGGUUCAUUACUAUCCCUUGGCUGGGAAGCUCAAAAGGCACAGUGAUGGAAAGCUUCGAAUCAACUGUAAUGCCGAUGGCGUGCCUUUUUUAGAGGCAACCGCCACGUGCGAUCUCUCUUCCCUUCACUAUUUUGAUGGGGUUGAUGUUGAAACUGCCAAACAUUUUGUCACUGACUUUCCAACUAGGCCCGAUGAUGAAGGUUACCACCCGCUAGUCAUACAAGUGACUAAGUUUUCGUGUGGCGGUUUCACAAUUGGAAUGGGCUUAUCACACUCAGUUUGUGAUGGGUUUGGUGCAGCCCAGUUCUUUCGAGCCUUGGCUGAGCUAGCUAGUGGAAAAGGCGAGCCAUCGGUGAAACCGGUAUGGGAGAGAGAAAGAUUGUUAGGGAGUCCUAACAAUGGUCUAAUCCAAUUUCUUGUCGACCAGGCCUCCUGCGCAAACUCACCAUAUUUUCCAGUCACUGAUACGAUACAUGAAUGCUUCAAUGUCAAAAGUGAGAGCUUAACAAGACUAAAAAAUAAUUUGAUGAAAGCAUCGGAUGACAACAAUAGUUUCACCGUUGUUGAGGCACUUGGUGCCUACAUAUGGAGGUCUAGGGUUAGGGCUUUAGAGCUAAACCCAGAUGGAAAAACCGUCUUUUUCUUAGCUUUGGGGAUUAGAAAGCUUUUGAAUCCACCAUUGCCUGAUGGGUAUUAUGGGAAUGCUUUUGUGUCCUCAAUCGUCGUGUUGAAUGGAAGGGACUUAGACGAAGGACCGCUUUCCAAAGUUGCAUCGUUGAUCAGAGAGAGCAAGGAAAUUGCUUCAAACAAUGAAUACAUCUUGAAGGAACUCAAUCUAUUAGAGACUAUAAGAGAACUGAAGAUUGAAACAGAUAAUAAGAGUGGUGCAGCAACGGUGUUAACGGAUUGGAGGAGGUUGAAUCUGAUGGGAGAAGUAGAUUUUGGGUGGAAAGGGGCUGUGAAUAUUAUACCGUUGCCUUGGAACAUUGAUGGGUAUGUGGAUUUGAAUUUGCUUUUGCCUCCUUUCAGCUUGGAUGAUACAAUGGAAGGUGGGGUUAGGGUUUUUGUUGCGCUUCCUAGAGCUGCCAUGGCUAAAUUCAAGGAAGAAAUGAGUGCUCUUGAGCUUGGAGAUGGCCAUGCUCUCAUCUGAAAUGACCUUAUUUUCUUGUGUUUUGGUGUAUUGUGAUAUAUAAAUGUCGUUUCUACUGUGAUUAAUAAAGUUCUAAAUUUAAUAUA
Molecule: messenger RNA, 1673 nt
Organism: Camellia sinensis
Lineage: Eukaryota; Viridiplantae; Streptophyta; Magnoliopsida; Ericales; Theaceae
Product: tetrahydroanabasine acetyltransferase
Source: RefSeq, a predicted model, not a curated record